Molecule: messenger RNA, 537 nt
Organism: Cylindrotheca closterium
Lineage: Eukaryota; Bacillariophyta; Bacillariophyceae; Bacillariales; Bacillariaceae
Source: the annotation of a GenBank genome assembly
AUGUCUCAAAACACCUUCCUACGAAAAGCUGCCUUCUCCGUCAGAACUUGCAGACCAGGCAGUCAAGCUUGGUCACAGGUAGUCAUCCGCAACUAUCUUGGCGAAGCUGGAGAAGGAUCAAAGUCAUUGUCGGCCAAAGAGGAAACUCUUUUGAAAAUUGCAAAACCGAAGGCUGAAGAGAUUUUCCAAAAACACAUUGAACUACCUGGUGUCGACAUCGAAACUCGUCGAAAGAGACUUGUCUAUCGAUCAAAGCAGCGCGGCUGGUUAGAAGUCGAUCUCCUGCUCGGAACUUGGGCGAGUGAUCAUGUCUCGAAGCUAAAUGAGGACGAGUUGGAUCAAUACGAAGACUUUGUCAAUAUGGAGACUAUAGACAUUUACAAUGUCAUCACACUAAGACUUGAUGUACCAGAAUCGAUGAAACGCGACGGGAAUGGCGUUGUGGAAAGAAUCCAGGAGUGGGCAAGAUCAAGUCCUCUUGGAAAGGCGGAUCCUGAAAAGUACCGUGAAGUGAAGACGGACAAAAAUCUGAUCUAA